Messenger RNA from Drosophila biarmipes, 1271 nucleotides. RefSeq names its product ubiquilin-1. NCBI's taxonomy places the organism in Eukaryota, Metazoa, Arthropoda, Insecta, Diptera, Drosophilidae. The transcript has a single exon. The record is from RefSeq and is a predicted model, not a curated record. Gene Ontology annotation, cellular component: cytosol. Bases 136 to 1185 code for a protein of 349 amino acids. Gene Ontology annotation, biological process: ubiquitin-dependent protein catabolic process. Gene Ontology annotation, molecular function: polyubiquitin modification-dependent protein binding.
AUUCUGGCUAGCUAACGUCAUAUACAUAAUACAAUAUACAUAGUCCUAUCGAUCAUUUAUAUUUUGUAACUUUUUGCUCGAUAAAAGAGCAAACACACCCUUUCCGACGUUAUCUACAUUGCACGACCCCGAACCAUGAGCAGCGAAGAUUCCAUAGACAUCCGCGCCAAGGGUGGCGGUCGCGAAGUCACCGUCUCGCUGCGGCAGAACGAACUGAUUCGGAAUCUGCGCGCCCUGGUGGCCGUGCGCUUCGAACGGGCUAUAUCUCGGAUUGUACUUGUCUUCGCUGGUCAGGUGCUCAGUGAUGAUGGGACCAUAGACAGCAAGGGAAUCGUCUCUGGAGUCACUGUACACGUGGUUUGUCGUGCGGAAGGUAGCGUCUGUGCAUCACCGACGGCGAACCCACUCCCUAAGCCCCUGAAAUAUGGAGAACGUCUUAUGAGGUCCUGGAAAUCAGCCAACAUUGCCUACCUUCACGACGAGCCCGGAGUGCUGCGAAGCCUGCUGCAGUCUGACCCGCGGAUCCGGAGCCUUCUCGAGGAGAACGCGACAAUGCGCCACUACCUAAACAGCGACCAGAACCUGCGCGAGAUGCUUUCGUUGGCUUUUAGUCCAGCCAAGCAGGAAUUGGGACGCCGCCGCGACCUCCACAUUUCGCGCAUGGAGUUUGUUCCCGGCGGCUAUAAGGUGCUGAGCCGCCUAAACUAUUGCAUGCUGCAGGCCUACGAGGACAACGUGGCCAUGUCCUUUCAGCAAGCAUCACAAGGUGACGAAAAGGGCGCGAAUCCCCAACGAGGUCGCGAAGUUAAGGACCCGCUACCAAACCCUUGGCGGCGAUCGUCCAGCACCUCCGACCUAAGGCGAAUGGGCGUUCUGGCCAGAUGCAUCCUCGCCGGACGGGUCUCCGUGGCCCAAAAUGAGUAUACUAAGGGCAACCAGGAAAGCCUCUCGACGGAGGAUCUAGCUUAUGAUGCAGUAGAAACUGUACCCCAGAUGACAUGCGGUGACUUUCUUUCGCGAAAACAGGGUCGAUUCCAGCACUACUUUCAGGCCCAGUUGGAUCAGCUCGCUCAGAUGGGUUACAGAAACCGCAGUCGGAACAAACGCGCCUUGCUGAUCUCUCUGGGCAACGUUGAUAGCGCAGUCAGACUACUGGAUCACUGGGAUCGGUCUAUGGAAAAAUAAGUUCUAUUCGAAAUACUUUUGUUAUUUUUUGUUUUUGGUCGAAAGUCGGUGACUUUGCAUCCCAAUUAAAUGUGCAGAAAAAACGA